This is a messenger RNA of Cololabis saira (Pacific saury), 3795 nucleotides long. RefSeq names its product BCAR1 scaffold protein, Cas family member (gene bcar1). Bases 323 to 3151 code for a protein of 942 amino acids. Gene Ontology annotation, cellular component: plasma membrane; cytoplasm; focal adhesion. Gene Ontology annotation, molecular function: protein binding. Gene Ontology annotation, biological process: cell migration; cell surface receptor protein tyrosine kinase signaling pathway. The transcript has 8 exons. The record is from RefSeq and is a predicted model, not a curated record. NCBI's taxonomy places the organism in Eukaryota, Metazoa, Chordata, Actinopteri, Beloniformes, Belonidae.
GCGCAGGGCGGAUCUCCCACCGUCCGCAAACGCCUCACGCGAGCUGCAGCGGCUCGGGAGCCACAUCUGCAGCGUUGGCCGGAUUUUAUUCAACUAUUUUCCACGAAAUUCCGCGAGGAAUCCCGGAGCGACGACAGCGGAGCGUGCUGGUCGUUUCUGGCGGCCGCAGAGCCGCCGCUGCCGCCGCAAACCCCCGCAAACCUCCGCUGCUGCCGCCGGCCGUCCUCCCUGCGGAGCCGAGGAUGGAGCACUGACAGCCGGGGCGCUGCGAGGAAACCGCCGUGACUCAUCCGUCUGCCCUGGAACCCUGGACAGAGGAACCAUGUCCGUCCCUAACGUCUUGGCCAAGGCCUUGUACGACAACGUGGCCGAGUCUCCGGACGAGCUGUCCUUCCGCAAGGGCGACAUCAUGACGGUGUUGGAGCGGGACACGCAGGGUUUGGACGGAUGGUGGCUCUGCUCGCUCCACGGCCGCCAGGGCAUUGUCCCUGGCAACCGGCUGAAGAUCCUUGUGGGCAUGUACGACAGUAAGCAGCAGGCCACGGCAGACAUGACGCCUGCCUCCUGUCCCCCCUCCCAACUGCAGCGGCCCCUUCCCCCCCACAGCGCCUACGCCAAACCACCGCCCGCCAUGGCUACGUCUUCCGCGGGGUUUGUUACCAAACCCUUCCUUCCUGGUCAGUACUCCUCCAUGCACUCAGCCUACUCCACCCCCGGCCCUGGCCAGGCCAGCCCCGAGUCCAUAUACAUGAUGCCUCCUUCCCAUGGACCCAAAGCGAGCUCCCAGAGCCUGUACCAGGUUCCCUCGGGUCCAGGUGGGCCCUCUACGCAAGCCCCGCCGGGACCCCCCAGCAAGGCCCCGGCUCCGAGCCACAGACUGUUCCAGCAGGACAUCUACCAGGUGCCCCCCUCCGUCGGUCCCGGGCCGGGACAGGGGACCGCUUCCCCCAGCGGGACGGCAGCCAGCCAGGACGUGUACCAGGUGCCCCCCUCCUUGGAGAAGAGGAGCUGGGAGAGCGGCAACAAGCCCCUUGGCAAGGUGGUGGUUCCCACUCGCGUCGGGCAGGUGUACGUGUAUGACACCCUGAAGACGGACCAGGACGAGUACGACGUCCCCCCCCGGCACCCGCCCCCAGCCCAGCAGGACAUCUACGACGUGCCGCCCACCCGCCAGCAGUACAGCACACAGGUGUACGACACUCCUCCCAUGGUGGUGAAGGGGCCCUCUGGUGGUCAGGACAUAUACGACACUCCGGCAGGACUCGACAAGAACCAGCAGACGAUUUAUGACUUCCCUCCAUCGGUCAGUAAAGAUGUUCCUGACGCCCACCCCAUCAGAGAGGAGACCUAUGAUGUCCCCCCACACUUUGCCAAACUAAAACACCAAGUUCCCGUCACGUCGGGCCAGUUCCCACAGAACAUCAGCGAUGAGGACGACGAGCCGCCGAUCCCAGAGGACGUGUACGACGUCCCGCCACCGCUGGCCGACAAACAUUACAGAGACAGGGGGGCCAUCAGCCAGGCUCCCCUCGACAUCUACGACAUCCCGCCCGCCCUGCGGCCCGGGGGCGGACCCGCCCAGGACGUCUACGACUUCCCACGAGAGCGUGAGGAGAGAGGCGGAGACAGGGGGGACCAGUACGUCUACGACGUCCCACCACAGGUCGUCCGUGACGCCCAAUCAUCCGGCGAGGAGCUUACCAUAUCUUUCAAGCGCCUGUCGGCUUCCAGCACCGGGAGUACCCGCAGCAACCAUUCGUCCUCCUCGUUGGACCUGGUCCCGGUCAGGGACACCUCCUCGGCUCCGGCAAAGCCGCUCAUCCUGGACCUGGACCAGGCCAUGGAGCGCCUGUCCCGCCUGCAGCAGGCUGUGGAGUCCAGCGUGUCCCUCAUGAUGUCCUUCAUCACCGGGAACUGGAGGAGCUCCGCCCACCUGGAGGGAAACCUUCCCGCCAUCCACCAGGCCGCCGACCGGGUGCGUGCCACGGUGCGGGACUUCCUGGAGUUCGCCCGGGGCGCCGUGGCCAACGCAGCCCAGGCCACCGACCGCUCGCUGCAGAGCAAGCUGGGCCGCCAGGUGGGCAAGAUGGAGGAGGUCUUCCAGAGUCUGAUCCAGCACAGUCAGAGCCUGGACGGCGUGUCGUGGUCGCACGCGGCUCUCUCGAGUCCGCCGCCGGGCGGCGACGACUUAGAUCGACUCAUCAUGACGGCCAGAGGCAUCCCCGAUGACGCCAAGCAGCUCGCCUCUUUUCUCCACGGCAACGCUUCCCUGCUUUUUAAACGGACUGCCCGACAGCAGCAGCAGCAGCUGCCACUCCCACCAAUCCCAGGCGAGAUGGGGGGUCACAUGACCGGAUCAGGAAGUGGAAGUUACCAGGGAGGGGAGAGGGGGCACAUUCAGUCACGGCCGCUGCCGUCGCCACCAAAGUUCAGCUCGGCGGAGGAGGAAGGCGUGGACAGGCCGUACGAGACCACGGAGGAAGGCUGGAUGGAGGACUACGACUAUGUCCACCUGCAGGGGAAAGAAGAGUUUGAGAAGAAUCAGAAGCAGCUGCUGGAGAAAGGAAACAUCAUCAAACACAACAAGACACAACUGGAGCAACAGCAGUUAAAAAAGUUUGAGCAGCUGGAGCAGGAAGUGAGCCGGCCGAUCAACAACGACAUGACGGGCUGGGUGCCCCCCCCGCACCAGCCCCCGGCCAGCCAGCCGGUGAAGAACGGCCCCGGCGACGUCUCCUCCAAGCUGUGCCACGGCGACCGGCAGCUCCUCCUCUUCUACCAGGAACAGUGUGAGCAGAACAUCACCACGGUAACCAACGCCAUCGAUGCCUUCUUCACCUCCGUCAACUCCAACCAGCCGCCAAAGAUCUUCGUGGCGCACAGCAAGUUCGUCAUCCUCAGCGCGCAUAAACUGGUGUUCAUCGGCGACACGCUGUCGCGCCAGGCCAAGUGUCCCGAGGUGAGGGCCCGGGUGGCCCAGAGCAGCAACGCGCUGUGCGAAAAGCUCAAGGACAUCGUGGUCAGCACCAAGACGGCGGCUCUGCAGUACCCGUCCCCGGUGGCGGCCCGAGACAUGACGGAGCGGGUGAGGGAGCUGGCGGGCUGCACGCAGCACUUCCGGAUGGUUCUGGGCCAGCUCCUGGUCAUGUAGGGACGGUGGUAGACGCGCGGGGGGGUGGAGCCCUGGCAGCAGGCGGCGGGGGGCCUGGUGCAGCAGGAAUCCCUGCUCCUCCCCCGCUGGGAGGUGGGAGGGCCUCGGCAGGGCGACCCCGAAUCCUGGCGGUCUGGGACCCUAACCAGGACCGGGGGCCCCCCCCCCUUACCUGAUCCCGGCCAACCGGAACAGAUCUUCAGUGGGCGGGGCCAUGGCUGUAAAGUAAUCACUGUAAAUAUUUAAGUUACCUGUUCAGAAGUCGACUAUAUAAAUAAACCUAAGAGUUUUUUUUUGGAGCAUAACUGUAGUUUUUAGACAGAACCAGUAAUUGUUAUUAAUAUUCUGGCUCCGACCCGCUUAUAAUUACUGUUACGGGUCCAGACGUCUGAUCCAUGUUGUAGUAACUCCAACAGAACACACACACUGGAGCGCACACACACCCUGAAACGUCACCUGACCGCCCGGUAUUGCCAUAACGACAGCGGGGGUGACUCUGGAAGUGCAGGUAGACGUGCUGUCGGUGCCAAGUCAGGAGCUUUUUUUGGAAAACUGUAUCUAUGUUGUUUUGUAAAAGGCAUGUAUUCCAGACGAGUGUAAAAGUUUAACGACAGCAAAUGAAAUUAAAGCUGUUUCUUCUCUGA